GAUUGAACGGAAGUAUUUGUCCCUUUCCUCCUCUAUCUCGUUGUGUCAUAUUUCCGAUCUUGAUAUCAUUUAUAUGAGAAGAAAUAGAUAAAAUUAUGAUACAGUGGAAUUAAAAAGGUGUGAAAAGUAUUCGACUAUCCAAGAACUAAACUACAGUCAUCAUGGAUGGAGUCAUACCAGCAGGCAUAUUUAAUGCCUUCCGGACGAAUGGCGCACCGACAUAUUAUGGUCCUAACCAAACACCAUUUGAAGCAGAUAUUCUGGAGUCUGGAUUCAUAUUUGCCUUUGUGAUAUUAGCAAUUUCUUUCUUUGUAGUUCUACCAGGAAUACGAGGGAAAGAGAGAUUAUUUGUAUUCAUACGGGUUACAGUGACACUGUUUAUUGGUGGAGUUAUAAUGCUCGCAAAUUUAAGCAUGGAGUGGGAAACUGCUGAGCUGAAAAAUGUGCCAACGAAAUAUAAAGCAGGAGAAAACCGAGAUAUUCACGCUGAUAUAAAAGUACAUAUUGGUUUCAGAGGAAUUAACAUAACUCUUAAAGGCGAACCAGAAAUACAAUUAAACGAGACAAUAAACUAUAACGAACAUUUUGACUGGAGAUGGGAACAAGGCAGAUUUGGAUUUGGAAUUUUUGCCGGUCGUUUUAACCGUGAGUACAGAGAAGCACAGUUCCGUGGGUUGCCGCUGCCAAUUCUGUGGAUAGCCGAAUAUUUUACAUUUGACGGUGAAGGUAUACGAUGGGGUCGUCAUUACCGACAAGCAGGAUGGUAUUCUCAUAUCAUGAUGUGGUUGGCUCUUCCAUUAUGGUUUUUAACCAUCAUACUGUUCUUCGUCCUGUUAAAGUAUGGAGCCUACUUCUUAAUGUUGACUGGAGGAGUGAUGGUCAUAGCGAAUAUUUUAUGGUCCACCAUAAGGAAUUUCAAUGAACUAGAAAUACCGUUGGCUGCUGAUCAUGUAUUGAAAUUUCAGUAUGGUGGUGCCUACUAUGUGAACCUCAUAACAGGAGUUAUAUGUGUAUUGCUUGGAGCUAUUAUUUGGUUAAUGGACCUAAGAUUUCCGUCAGUUAUUGCAUCUUUCUUUGGUGUUGAUGUACUCCAGGAUGAGUUUGAUGAUGCUACUGUUGAAGAAGAUGCAAGCACACCAAAGAAAGAUGAGCCAGAUCAGAAUGGAAUGGAAAUGAGAGGAAUGUCUUCUAAAAGUAGGUCACAGGCAGCAACUGCCGAUGAUGAGGAAGAAGAGAGCGAUGAUGAAAUUUAUGAGGCUCCAACGUUUGCUCAGCAACCAACUCAACAGACAACAAUAAAGAAGCAGAGAUUUACUAAACGUGUGGGACUACAGGCACCGCGGAGACGUCCUCCACCACCAAUACCGGGUGAAGAUCCAGAUGAAGAUUAUGAAAAUGUCAGCCGACCAGAUCAAGUUCGACUCAAUAUGGGAUAUCACUAGAAGAAACAAAGAAAGUUGAUAUUAUGAGUAAAGAUGUUUGGAGAUCACCAUCGAUAAACACUUACUAAUAUGUGAUAUUUUAAAAACAACGGAUAGGAAUAUCUUGCUUUUGAAUAUAUAUAUAUAUUUUGUACUUUCUGAUUCCACAACAAUAUUAAGAAUGAUAUCAUUUUGGGUUAUAGCUUUUGUGUUAUAGCUUUAUGCAUAAAGCCAAUGACUAUAUUUUGGAAAUUGUUUGGGAUGUUAACAUUUAGGAGAAAUUGCUUGAAAUAUUGUAUACAAAUAAACUUUUUAUUAAACAACCAAUUAUAUAGUUUCAAACUGGAAACCAGAUAUUUUUCUUUUCACUUUUUCUUUUUGGUUUUGUUUAUAUUAAGCCAUAAAAUGUUUACUGUCUGAAAAAAGUGCAUACAUUUUGUUAUAUAACUACCAUAUAUGUCUGUAAUAUUUUUCAUCUAGUUUAGUAACUCAUGUUUAUUUAUAUCCUACAAUUUCAUCAAUAAUAAAAAGCGAUUUUACAUAUAA
Molecule: messenger RNA, 1967 nt
Organism: Mytilus californianus (California mussel)
Lineage: Eukaryota; Metazoa; Mollusca; Bivalvia; Mytilida; Mytilidae
Product: dual oxidase maturation factor 1-like
Exons: 11
Coding region: 162-1442 (426 amino acids)
Biological process (GO): protein transport
Cellular component (GO): endoplasmic reticulum membrane
Source: RefSeq, a predicted model, not a curated record